GUUAACAAUGCUGUGCUAACGACACCGUUGAAGCUAACUUAGCAACCAGACCUCACAGAACUAUGUACUCUCUCCUUUUUCUAUUGUGAAUCACAGAUUUGUAUUUUAAACCACCUCGGAUACUAUAUCCUCUUGAAAAUGAGAGUCGAGCACGCGAAAUGGACAUUUAAAGUGACUUAUCUCUAAGACAAUACAUCGGUGACACACUUAGCUACUGAGCUAGCGCGUAGCAUCGUUCUCAAAUGAAGAUAGAAACCCAUCAACAGCCGUGCUCACCUGCAUUCCAGCGAUCAACGGCACGACGAAGGACUUCAUCCGUGGGUUUGGCGGCAAGCAUCGGCUAGGCGUCAGGGGGGAGCUCACGGCCCGACAAUGGUUAAGGAACACUGAUGCACUGUAUGCUGAUUCCAGAACUUUGAAUGCAUCCUGCAGCGCGAUGUUGCCUCUCCAGGAGCUUCCUCAUGGCACUGACAACUGACAGCUGCCUUCCAGUGUCCACAUGAAUGCCAAAGCAUCCGAUGAUAACGGGGCAUCUGAGCAAGCCGCUGCUCUCCCUCAUGCGCGGCGACAUGAGCGCGGCGGAACUCCGGGCCGACGACAAAGUGGCCAGCCCAGACGGUGAGCUCAACGACGAGCCUCUGCUCCUCCCGUCCGAGGGCCCCGACAGAGAGGGCACCCCCAGCAAGCUGUACGGCACACCAUUUUUGGAGGGCAAGCCACUACCUUCGUGGAUAAAAGCUUGGAUUCUUCACCAUCCUCUCAGACUACGGCUGUCCCAGUUGGUCAAUGAGCAUGACUUGAUGAAGCCAGGAGCCCGUGACUGCUCAGUCCAGUCUGACAUCAGCAGCAGUCCCUCCGAGCCAAGUCAACUGGGACAGUCUCACCCAGGAUAUCCCACCAUGGGUCCACAGUCCCUUCUGGUGGCUCAGCAGCUGGCCAACGCCGUGGGCGGCGUGAUGUCCGGGGCGUCAGCGGGCAUGAACCAGCCCAUCCUUAUCCCUUUCAAUGCGGGCGGACACUUGGGCGGGCAGCAGGGUUUGGUCCUAUCUCUGCCCGCCACCAACCUCCAGAGCCUGGUGGCUGCUGCUGCUGCAGGGGGCAUCAUGACGCUGCCCCUUCAGAACCUGCAAGCUACCUCAACCCUCAACUCCCAGCUCCAACACCUGCAGCAGCUCCAGCAGAUGCACCACCAUCACCAGCAGCAGCAGCAGCAGCAGCAUCAACAGCAUCAUCAACAUCAACAACAACCACAUCAGCACCACCAUCACCAACACACCCAGAACCAAGUGUCAUCCCAACAUCACAUGACCCCGCCCAGCCAGCAGCAGUGCUCCGUCCCGUCUCCAGGCUCCGCAUGCUCCUCGGCCUCCGGGCAGCCGCAGCAGUCGCCGCCGCACCGGCCGAACCACUCGCCUGCCCGAAGCCUUCCCUCGCCGGUCACCCCGCCCAUGCCUUUGCCGCAGUUGAACCCUCUGGCCAGCCAGGCGGCAGUCGCUGCAGCCGCCGCCAUGGGGUCCAUCGCCGGCUCUCAGGUGUUUGGCAACGCCCUGUCAAACCUGCAAGGAACCUCCGGACAGCUGGUGACCAACGCACAAGGACAGAUAAUUGGAACAAUCCCACUGAUGCCAAACUCCGCAGGGCCCUCCAGCCAAUCAGGGGGCGGUAACCCGGCGCUGCAGGUGCCGCCGAUUACCCCGCAGCUCCUGACCAACGCUCAAGGCCAGAUCAUCGCCACGGUGAUCGGCAAUCAGAUCCUGCCUGUCAUCAACACCCAGGGAAUCACGCUGUCGCCAAUCAAGCCCGGACAGCAGCUGCCUCAGGGCCAGCAGGGUGCAGGCGGUCCCAGCCCCUCCCAGCCCGGCCUGCUCCACAUGCCCCACAGACACAGCCCCCUCCAGCAGCCCUCCUCUUCCUCAUCAUCCAGCUCUUCCUCUUCUUCUGCGCUCAGCGUGGGGCAGCUGGUCAGCAACCCACAGACCGCCCCCAGCGAGGUGGACGGGGUCAACCUGGAGGAGAUCCGCGAGUUCGCCAAAGCUUUCAAGAUCCGCCGUCUGUCGCUGGGCCUAACGCAGACCCAGGUGGGUCAGGCCCUCAGCGCCGCCGAGGGGCCCGCUUACAGCCAGUCUGCCAUCUGCAGACACACCAUCCUGAGAAGCCACUUUUUCCUACCACAGGAAGCCCAAGAGAGCACGAUAGCUAGCAGUGUGACAGGCAAACUGAACCCUGGCCUUUUAUAUCCUGCCAGGUUUGAGAAGUUGGACAUCACCCCUAAAAGCGCCCAGAAGAUUAAGCCCGUUCUGGAGCGCUGGAUGGCCGAGGCUGAGGCCCGCCACCGGUCCGGCAUGCAGAACCUGACCGACUUUAUCGGCAGCGAGCCCUCCAAAAAGCGCAAGCGCCGGACCUCGUUCACCCCGCAGGCGCUGGAGAUCCUCAACGCCCACUUUGAGAAGAACACGCACCCGUCGGGACAGGAAAUGACGGAGAUAGCCGAGAAGCUCAACUACGACCGGGAGGUGGUGCGCGUGUGGUUCUGCAACAAGAGGCAGGCCCUCAAGAACACCAUCAAGCGCUUGAAACAGCCCGACAUGGGCCCGGCGGGGGCGCCGCCCUUGGACCCGCUGGGCGACGCCCUCGACGACCUGCCCAAAUGAACAACAACGACAACAAGGCCAGCAAGAUGGCGGACGGACCCACGGAAGCUUUGUGUUGUCUUUGUGAUUCCCACACUUGUCGUGUACAUGAAGCCCCGACCAGAGCAGACUAGAGACUACAAUGUGAUGUAAAAACUGUUGUCCAUUAUUUAGCAAACACGCCGCUUCUUCUGGCUCUUCGUUACCAAAGCCUUCUUUGACACUCAAUCUUCUGCCUUUUAAUGUUGUCAACUGAUUUUUUUUUACUGCAAAUUAUGCUGACAAUUUCAUUGAAUAAAAAUGUGUGGGCAAAAUUUGUGUUUAAAAAAUUAGUAAAGCAACAAAUAUUUCUGCACUGAAUUUAUUUGCAUUAUUAUUAUUAUUUUUUUACACUUAAUUUAUAUUUUCAUUUAAAUUUUUAUACAAAAAAUAAGUGUAUGAAAAUUCACUGUGAAAAAAAAAAUACAGUGCAGAAAUAUUUGUUACUUCACUGAACUUUUUAGACGGAAUGUUUAAUUUAUUGUAUUUUUUAUGCAUUCACUAUGUCAAAAUUCAGGGUAUAAAAAUCCAUUGUAAAAAAAAUUAAGUCUAAAAUAAUUCAUUGCAAAAAUAUUUGUUGCUUCACUGAAUUUUUUUAUGCUGAAUUUUUACACAGUAAAAAGAAAAUAUUUCAGUGCAAAAACAACUUCAGUGUCAAAAAUGCAGUGCAAAAAAUAUAUAUAUUUGUUUAAAAAUACAGUGUAAAACAAGCCAGUGCAGAAAAGUAUUUUUUGUAGGAACUAUAAACUAACAAAAAAAACAAAAUACUGAAUUUUUACACAUAAAAAGAAAAUAUUUCAGUGCAAAAACAACUUCAGUGUACAAAAAUUCAGUACAAAAAUAAAUAAAUUUGUUUAAAAAUACAGUGUAAAACAAGCCAGUGCAGAAAAGUAUUUUUUGUAGGAACUAUAAACCAACAAAAGAACAUUUCAGCACCAAUUUUUUUUUACACAAAAUUGUUAUGCACUGAUUUUUUUUUUACACAUAAUUUUUUUGCUCUGGAUUUUUACACGCUAAAAUUUUUUAUUCAGUGCAAAAAGAUUCAGUGUAUAAAAAUGGACUGCAAAAAAAUGUAUUGUAUAAAAAUUCAGUGUAAAAAAAUCAGUCCAUUAUUUUUUUUGUAGGAGUUAUAAAACUGACCAAAAUACUUUUCUGCACCAUUUUUUAAACUGAUUUUUUAAACACUUUUUUUUCAUUUUUCAGUUUCCAUACACUGAUUUUACGCACUAAAGGAAGUUAAAUUCAGUUUAAAAAUAAGUAUAAAAAUCAUGUGUAAAAAAAAUUCAGUGCAAAAAAAUUACUAGUAUAAAAAUUCAGUGCAGAAAAUUAUUUUUUGUAGGAACUAUAAAACUAACAAAAAUUAUUUUCUGCACCAAUUUUUUAAACUGAUUAUUUUUGCACAGAAAUUAUAUACACUGAUUUUUUACGCUAAUUUUUUUUUAUUCAGUGCAAGAAAUCAUUGUAUGAAAAUUCAGUGUAAAAAAAUUCAGUGCUGAAAAGUAUUUGUUUUGUCAAAACUAUAAAACCCUUUACUGCACCAAUU
Molecule: messenger RNA, 4212 nt
Organism: Entelurus aequoreus (snake pipefish)
Lineage: Eukaryota; Metazoa; Chordata; Actinopteri; Syngnathiformes; Syngnathidae
Gene: pou6f2
Product: POU class 6 homeobox 2
Exons: 12
Coding region: 504-2651 (715 amino acids)
Biological process (GO): regulation of transcription by RNA polymerase II
Molecular function (GO): DNA-binding transcription factor activity, RNA polymerase II-specific; RNA polymerase II cis-regulatory region sequence-specific DNA binding
Source: RefSeq, a predicted model, not a curated record